Molecule: messenger RNA, 1357 nt
Organism: Phragmites australis (common reed)
Lineage: Eukaryota; Viridiplantae; Streptophyta; Magnoliopsida; Poales; Poaceae
Product: protein COFACTOR ASSEMBLY OF COMPLEX C SUBUNIT B CCB4, chloroplastic
Exons: 8
Coding region: 74-943 (289 amino acids)
Biological process (GO): cytochrome b6f complex assembly
Cellular component (GO): chloroplast
Source: RefSeq, a predicted model, not a curated record
CCGGCUCAUCUCCAACUACCGUCGCGGCCUCCGCUGCUUCGCGCUCGCCACUCGACCGCGCUGAGCGGACGGCAUGGAGCUGAGCAGAGGCCUUAUCUCAGCUCGACUCCCGUCGUCAACGCUCCGGCCGGUCUAUGCCCCCCGCGGCUGCCGUCGGCUUCCCUUCGGGACGUUCUCACAGCCUCAACCGCCUUCAAGCGUGCAGGAGCACGGGUGCAGCAGGGCGCUGCGGCCGCGGCAGGAGUGGGUGGAGGGCUGGGUCCGGAGCAACGACACACUCGUCCGCGGCCUUCCAAUCCUCGUCGGCGGCGCUUCCCUCGUCGCUGUCCUCCUCAACCGCGCCGUUUCCAGCAUUGCUGCCGUCGCCGACGCCUCCAGUUCGCAGUCGAGGGCUGACAUAUUAACUCUUGCGCUCUCCGUGACUGACAUUCUCGCCGGCCUCGUUUGGUUAUCCAUCCGGCCGAAAUCCAUUUCCCCGGUGGUUCCUCGUGGUGUCGAAUGUAAACGAGUAGGUCCGGGUGUGUCAAGUUCUGCUCUUCAUGAACUACUUUGGACAUGGGAUUCCCUCACAACUGCUACUUGUUGCAAAUCAUUGGUUGUUGUGUAUGGAGGUAAUUGCAUACUUCAAAUUGGGGUUGCUGCUGGAACUCAAGAAGAUGGUAAUGCACUUACUGUGGAUGCACAAAUGUUCAUCCAAGGCUCUCUUUACAAAAGUGCCAUGGAAUCCAGGAAGCAAUCUUAUCUAGCAAAUCUUGCUUUGUAUCCUGGAAGGUCAGAGUUGCCGUUCUUGCCUGGUAACACACAGGCACUAAUAUUACAACCAAUUGGUGAUAAUGGAAUUGCAAUUGUUGGUGGCGACACUAUAAGAGGAUUCACUAAUAUUGAUCAGGCAUGGAUUGCAAUGAUCGCAGACAAGCUGGACGCCACAUUGUCAAAGUCUUAACCACUGGAUUGCUUAUGGAGAUUCUGUUCGCUAUUAUUUAUCUCAAGUGAGCACAUCAUCCUUGUCCGAAGUGUCAUUCAUCAAGCGUACAUGUGGACGCUGAAGCAAAGUCUGCAAAACCAUCCCUUACACUCAAACAGUAGAGGUCCAAGGACAUUGGCGAGUUGCUGAAACCAAGUGGUCUGACAAGUGACAACACAGAGAUGCAAUACAUGCUUUGCUGAUUAAUAGAAGUAAAGCUCGUACCUCUUGGUAAGAUGGGAAGUUAUAAUUUUUCCUGUACUCUGGGUGCUCUGCCGUCAGUUGAACAAGUUUCUGCAUUUUGCAUGUACAUCAAUACAACAUUUGACCAAGUGAUGUUUGAUACCCACGGUAUCAGUUCUAUUUAAUCUAACCCAGAAAGUCCAAGAAUCA